AGCGUACGAAGUUCUUUUACAAGUUCCGCAAAGCUGGAGACCGAGAACUGGAACAAAAUCACAGGCCCGCGUGCCCUCUUGCAGCCAACCAACGAGCUCACACUUCCAUUGUCAAGCGUAAGGAAACUCUGGUCUCACGCGUGAAAGGAAAGAAGCAACCGAGCACGCGUGCCUUAGCGGGGCUCGGGCGAAUCCCAAUGCAGUGAGAGCACGGUGGUCAUGUUUCCGGUCGCCGCGGUCGGCAGCAAUUUGAGAGUGAAUAUACCAAGUGCUUUGUUGUUGGUGUUUUACGCGAGGAACCCUCGCAAUUCUGAAUGGGAAUCGGAAAAUCGAGGGGAUCGCCGAUUCGGACAUUUUCCUCAGAUUGGAGAUCUCGGGUUCCUGUGCGCAUCGAGCUCAAGGGGACGCGUAUUCCGUACGAUAGGUAAAUCGGCUUUCGCAAGACAACGGCCUCUGAGCAUGGGCAAACUCGAGGAAAUCGGCGAUGCUUUACAGAUCCAACGUGUGUUCCGAGGACUCUCCAAUUCGAGCCUCCGCUUCUCCCAUCAUCGACAUUCAACCCAGUCAUCUUCUCUCCUUCAAACCCCAGCUGUUCGCACCCAAAACAACCCAGGAUCCAGGGGACAAAGUACUGCAACCGCUACGAUGCAAAUAGACGGAUGCCAACGCAUCAUGCUCCUCCACCACCAAGAACAAGACGUCCUCGCAAGCGAGUCUCACUUCCAAAAUACCCUUGGUGAUCGUGGACCAGCCAACCGGCAGUAUUCCGAAUCCCACACAUAUCCCACAUACCAGCCACAGGCGUUGAUUCGAUGAUGGGCCACAGACCAGCUUGUGCAUCCGUCGGCUCAUGUUCAGGCAAAAAGCGGGAGCCCUGGAUUUGCAUUCUCUUAUCCU
Westerdykella ornata is the source of this 897-nucleotide messenger RNA. RefSeq lists its product as uncharacterized. Lineage: Eukaryota; Fungi; Ascomycota; Dothideomycetes; Pleosporales; Sporormiaceae. The record is from RefSeq and is a predicted model, not a curated record. The transcript has a single exon. Bases 220 to 816 code for a protein of 198 amino acids.